UGGAACUUUCAGGUUCAUAAAGGCAGAGAAUGUCAUGAAUAGUUUAGUGAAGACAGCUGUUCAAGAAGGAUGCUGCUUCAUAGAGUUAGUUAACCUCUCCUGUCUUCUAGCUGCCGACCUCUACGGCCCGUUUCACACAUACACGGCGACCGUCCAAACGGCUUAUACGAGAGCUUUCACAUGCACCAGUACCGUCUAUACGGCCGUGACCGUCCUAACGGCUUAUACGAGAGCUUUGACAUGCACCAGUACCGUCUAUACGGCCGUGACCGUCCUAACGGCGUACCACUUGGUAAUCUAGUGAACAGUUUAAUGGCUUCCUUCACACGUGAGAGUUCUGUAACUUAUGUACCAACCUUGUGAAGUAAUAAUCAGUGAAUGUGAAUUUAUAUCACGCAAUAUGACAAAUGUACAAGUUGAUAUUGAUUAUCUAAUUUCUUUAAUUGAAGCGAGGUCAGUACUUUGGGACAAAACAAGUGUUUUAUACAAAGAUAGAAAGGAAACGAAAAAUGCUUGGAGGGAAGUUUUCGUAGAACUGAAAAGUGAUUUUGAGGAGCUGGAAGACAAAGAAAAAAAUAUCUAUGCUAAAGAAGUGAUGAAGAGGUGGGUGAAUGUUCGAGAUGCUUUUCAAAAAUCUAUUAAAAAACAAAAAGAGGCUACAAGAUCGGGAGCUGGAAAGCCAACUACAAAAACGUACAUUUACAAUGCACAGUUACAAUUCCUAAGGAACGUGUUCCUGGAACGCAAAACGGAAGAUACCCCAUCAGCCGAUAUUGGACAGCCGGAAGAGGCAAACGAGAAAACACCUCAAAACACCUCUAAUAACGAAGUUACUCAAGCAAUCGCUAAGGAUUUCAAAACGGCAGUAACACGAAAACGUAAAUCAGACAAUGUUGAACUAGAAAUGAUUCAAGCUCCUAAGGAUCAAUCGGAUCGUCAUUUGUCUUUUUUCAGAGGGAUAAUUCCUUCAUUGAACACUUUUGAUGACGACGAGAUAUUAGAAUUACAAAUGUCGGUGCUACAAAAAAUAACAUCCAUGAAACAACGGAAAAAAAUGGUUUCCUACACUCAGUACUCUGCUGAAAUUCAUCCUACACGCAUAAACACUAGUCGGCAGGAGACAACAUCAACUGAAGGCCAUCUCUAUCAGAACGUGCGUCCACAAUUGUCCAACCACAGGCCGAGUACUUCAACUGGUUCAAGCAAUAAGCAGACUAUUUCCUAUAGACGGAACCGGUGCAUGUGAAAACUCAACGGUGCCGUUUGGACGGUCGCCGUAUAUGUGUGAAACGGGCCUAACCCUCCGUGUCUGAUCUUGUCGCUAGCAGACGAUUUGAUUAGGCGAAAUGAUAAAAUAUGGAUGUUAAAUUCCUUCGACUGUCAUCUGCAUUUCAAACCAUGGCAUAGCACUUAUGCCCUGGAUGUCUUAAGUUGUACAGGCAGGAAUAAAGAAAAAAUAAUUCGUUGAAGUGCAAUACGUUUCAUUAUCAGCUAAGAGGUUAAAGACUUGUUACAAGGUAGAAGUAAUAAUUUUAUCUUUUUCACAUUUUACGUUGGAAAACAAGACACCUUGUAGAACUUGGAUGUAGUCUGUGUAGGAUACCGACUCAUUAGAAGUCGGAGAAAUGGAUGAAAUACGUUAACAAUGUUUAAGCUCAUUCUGAAUUGAGUAACAUUGAGAAUGAAAUGAGUGAGAAUACACUUGUACAUAAAAACACUCAAAUUGCAGGAGAGACAUACAAAUGUGAAAUUUGUAAUAAAUUCUUCUCUCAUAAAGGUGGCCUUAACCAACACCGAUGUUUACACACUGGGGAGAAGCGUUAUAGAUGUAACAACUGCAAUAAAUGUUUUACAGAGAAAAGUCACCUUGAUAGACACCGACGGACGCACACAGGAGAGAAGCCUUUCAAAUGUGAAAUUUGCAGUACUUUUUUUUUUUACACAAAAAGGAAGUCUUGAUACUCACAGACGUAUGCAUUCUGGAGAGAAACAUUUUAAGUGUGACAUUUGUAAUAAAUAUUUUACUCGAUCUAGUUACUUGGCUGUACACCAACGUAUACACACUGGUGAAAAACCAUAUACAUGUGAAUUUGCAUGUGUAGAGGAGAGCUCCCUGAACCACCGAACGCAUUUUCUUCUCAUUCAGAUCGCUUCUUGGGGCACAUGAGAAUGUACAACAGUGAUUUCCAGAUGACUUCUCUUGGAGCUUCUAGAAAGGACAACUGUGUUGUGAAAGUGGAGUGCAAUGUAGAUAUUGAGACUCAACCAGGGCAAGAAGAUCAUCUCUCGGGUGUAGAACAGGAAGGUGUCCCAUUUUCCUUUGUCGCUGUGAAGCAGGAAGUGGAAGAGCCAUGGGCCGUUACUCCAAUCAAGGAAGAGCAGAUAGAUGAAAUAACAAAAGAAGAACAUGGGGACUGUUUGGAAGGUGAUGACCAAUUACCCCAUGAACAGGAAGUUUAUGGAGGUUAUUCUACAGUGCAGCUUGCCCCACAUCUUGACCAUGACCUGAAAUGUGAUGCAGAUGGUGAUUUCAGUACUAAGGAUGUGAAUUUCAUUAGCCAAAAAGUGAUCGAAGUUCACUCUGAAUUGAGUGACAAUGGGAGUAAAAUGAAUGAGAAUGCAGUUAAAAAUAAAAACACUCAAAUUGUAGGACAGACUUACAAAUGUGAAAUCUGUGGUUCAUCAUUUCCAGAAAAAUGGAAACUUGUCGGUCAUCAACACAUGCACCCUAGAGAACCUGUCAAGUGUGAAAUUUGUAAUAAAUCAUUCUCACAUAAAGGUGCUCUUAACAAACACCGACGCUUACACACGGAGGAGAAGCGUUAUAAAUGUAACAGUUGCAGUAAAUGUUUCACAAAGAAAAGCCAUCUUGACAGGCACCGACUUAUUCACACAGGAGAGAAGCCUUUCAAAUGUGAAAUUUGCAAUAAUUCUUUCACACAGAAAGGAAGUCUUGAUACUCACAGACGUAUGCAUUCUGGAGAGAAGCAUUUCAAAUGUCAAAUUUGUAAUAAAUAUUUUACUCGUUCAAGUUAUCUAGUGGUACACCAACGUAUACAUACUGGUGAGAAGCCUUAUACAUGUGAGUUCUGCACUAUGAGUUUCAGAUGUCGUGGUAAUCUUGUAAGCCAUAUUCGCACUCACACUGUGGAGUAGUUGUGUUGGUUUCUACUUUUGAUAUGAUAUAACUCUAUUUUAGGUCACUGACCUUCAUGGCCACAGCUUUGAAUCCUGAGCAUAUUUUGGUUCUUGUAUGUACCACAGUGAAUUCUGCUACAUUCCUCAGGUAGCAGAGGUUGGUCCUAUGCAGAUAAGAGUAUUGUUUGCUGCAAGUUGAAGGUGGUUUGUAGCAUUUAACAAGAAUACUAAGGAAACGCUCAGAGAGAGAUGCUACUUAAUUAUGCGAUUUCAAGUGUACAAGAUAUGUAGUGAUGAUAUGAUUAAGGUAAGUUAGAAAGGAUGGUUUCUUUCAUUAUGUCAGUAUGUCGUGACUACAAUAAAACUUCAGUCGAACUGUACUUAAUAUCUGAACCAUGUACAUGUCAGAUAAGUGUUAUUUUUAUUGAACCAUUGUUGAUUAGGUAUGAAAUUUACAAUACUUUUUUGUAUAAAUUCUUGUUUUGACACAAAAACAGUCUUUUGUAUAAUAUUACACUGACAUUUCAUAUGUAUAGAUAUUUUAUCUUUUUCUGUAAACGUGCAUCUCAUUACAAGUACUCAUAAAGAGGUACACAUGUUGUAAAAUAUUAUAUGUACAGAAUAUUUCUGUUACAUGAAACUAGAAAUUAGUGUACACUAUUUUUUUGGGCAGUAUACAUUUUUUAGUGUUUUGAACACUGUGAUAAAAGAAUAAAGUGGUUGACAUUUUUUAAGUCUUCAUUUGGAAAUUAUAUAAUUUUAUGACUGUCAUCAUAAUUCCAGUCAUCCAUAAAGUCCUUGUAUUUGUCUGUCUGUGGCGUCUCUGUCUUUGGUUAAUUGUAAUUGUGCCACAAGUCUAUUCAGCAAAGACACCAAUAUGUCUACCUAAUUUUAAGAAAAAAAUUGCGUUAAUGUGUUUAAGUCUGACAGCAAAAUGAAGGUGAAGGCUACAGUACAUCCCUUGGUUGCCCAUAUUCCCUUAUAGUCAUUAGAGUAGGGUACUAAUGAUUCAUGAUUCAUGUAAGAAGAUUGAGUGCAGAUGUAUGUAUAUUUUUUUAAUGCAUUUGAUGUAUUCACACAAAUAUUCAUUAAAAUGAUGCACUUUUAUAUAA
This is a messenger RNA of Zootermopsis nevadensis, 4250 nucleotides long. Lineage: Eukaryota; Metazoa; Arthropoda; Insecta; Blattodea; Termopsidae. The record is from RefSeq and is a predicted model, not a curated record.